CAACAGUUAGUUGCAGCUCCUUCCGGAUGGAGAAUGGAUUUUUCCGUCUCCCCAGAGGAGAAGGCCAGGCUUUAUCUGAAAAAGCAUCAUAUCAUGGAGCUCCUGAACUUCUUCACUAUUCAACUCCUCGUUAAUCAACCUGAAAAACCAAGAGAUUUUUUGCUAAAUUUGUUAGCACGAAUAAAGAUUGCGAAAAUAACCUCCGUAGACUUUCCUUAUCUCAUGGAGGACUCUAACUUGAAUUCCAUGUUUGAAAUAAUGGACCCUACAAAUCAAGGCCAUAUCACUAACGCUCAGUUCAGAGAAGCACUAAGUACCCUUGGUCUGCUCGCUCCAGAUGAAGAACUACCUUCGCAGGAAAUUAUUACUAGGGAAAAAUUCAAGCUUGAAGUGAAUAGGAGGACCCACAAGAUAUGGGCAGAAUUCUAAUACCCUGGAUCCGGAACAAUAUAAGUGGUUCCUACAGUUUAUGU
Molecule: messenger RNA, 473 nt
Organism: Gracilinanus agilis (Agile Gracile Mouse Opossum)
Lineage: Eukaryota; Metazoa; Chordata; Mammalia; Didelphimorphia; Didelphidae
Gene: EFCAB10
Product: EF-hand calcium binding domain 10
Exons: 4
Coding region: 34-429 (131 amino acids)
Molecular function (GO): calcium ion binding
Source: RefSeq, a predicted model, not a curated record